AAUAUGUUAUUGUUGAUAAUGAGCACUUAGCAUUUUGGUAGAGUCAACCAGAUUCGUGAGUUUCGACGGUCAGUCGUUAAAAUUCAUGUUUUUUUUCUUGAAAAAUGUGUUCUAUGCUUUGUAAAUGAUUCUUUUCGAAAUUUUAAAUAUUUGACAUUGUAUGAUCGCGUUCGGGGAUGUCUCAACCAUGCUCUGGACUGUCAAGUUUUCGCUAGGACUUGCCAUUGUUAUAUUUGCAAUUGAGUCUAUCUCGAGCCUGUCUGCGGAGCUGAAUGGGUAAAUCCAUUAGAACUAUAUCAACUGCAUCUUUAUAUGUAUUAUAUAUUCAGAUACAAAUUAUAUGAUAUUCAUCCAAAAACAAUGGAACAAAUUGAUUAUCUUCGCAAUAUCACCUCAGGGAGAUCCUAUGAUGUCCUAUUUGCACCCAAGACUUCAAAUGAAACUUUCAAAAUUGUCAUUGGACCGGACCAACAAGAGCGAUUUCAGCAGGAGCUGCAAAGGAAAUCGAUCGAUUUCAAAAUCUCUAUAUCUAAUUUGACGGAAUAUUUUCAGAGAUUUUUCGCAGAAAUUGGAGAUGAGAAACACCAGUUUGGCGAAGUUAGUUUCGAUAGAUAUUUAAGAUAUGACGAAAUAAAUGCCUACUUACAUCGCGUAGUGGAGAAAUUCCCAUAUUUGGCAAGGAUCGAAACAAUGGGAAAAUCAUAUGAAGGACGAAACAUCAAUGCGGUCCAUGUUUCAUAUAGCAUAUCUGCACUAAGUGUUAUCGUAAUAAUUGGGGGAGUUCAUGCUCGCGAGUGGGCUUCCCCUGCUUGCGCAUUAUAUAUUAUACAUCAUUUGAUUGAGGAAUCCAGCGAAGUGGAUGGGUUUUUGAUGCGAUUUGAUUGGAUUAUUCUGCCUCUGACGAAUCCCGAUGGGUAUGAAUAUGCCCACACCAAGCAACCGAUGUGGAGAAUGUCACGAUCCCGACAAAAUGGUGGGUGUUAUGGAGUUGACCUUAACAGAAAUUUCAACUUCAAAUGGGGCAGAAGCGGUUCUAGUCAUCACCCUUGUGAGAAUACAUAUAGGGGAGAGACACCCUUUUCUGAAAAUGAAAGCAAAAUAAUUGGAACUCUAUUAAUGUCGCUAAAGGAAAAUUGUUCAUUUUUUGUGGAUAUUCAUUCGUUUGGAUCGUUUAUUCUGUUUCCGUGGGCUUAUACAAACAAACAUAUUUCGAGGUACAAACUAUUGAAACAAAUUGGGGUUACUGGUGCCUCCGCAAUUUUCCACGCUACUGGAGCUCAAUUUGAAGCUGGCAUUCCGCCGGAUGUCCUCUACGCAGCUUCUGGUGGUAGUAUUGACUAUGCAAUGGGUAAAGCGAAAAUACCUUGCGCUAUAACAAUAGAAUUGAGAGGCGCCGGUCCUACUGGAUUUCAUCCUCCCCCCGGAGAAAUUGAAGACAUCAUCCAUGAAGGUUGGAUAGGUAUAAAGGCUAUGAUUGCCAAGAAUCAUUUAGUACUCAAUGGUGUUAUCAAUUUGGGAAGAGUAUUCGGUUCAGUCCUUCAACGGAAAUUGUUUUUUGUUUGGAUUGUCAGAUCUCUAAUUUUACAAGUGCUGGAUUGAGACUAAAUAAUAAAAAUCUAUAA
Messenger RNA from Hermetia illucens (black soldier fly), 1622 nucleotides. RefSeq names its product carboxypeptidase B-like. The record is from RefSeq and is a predicted model, not a curated record. Gene Ontology annotation, molecular function: zinc ion binding; metallocarboxypeptidase activity. Lineage: Eukaryota; Metazoa; Arthropoda; Insecta; Diptera; Stratiomyidae. Gene Ontology annotation, biological process: proteolysis. The coding region runs from base 313 to 1599 and encodes 428 amino acids. The transcript has 2 exons.